This is a messenger RNA of Symbiodinium natans, 1683 nucleotides long. NCBI's taxonomy places the organism in Eukaryota, Dinophyceae, Suessiales, Symbiodiniaceae. The record is from the annotation of a GenBank genome assembly.
AUGGGUGAUCCACAUACUGCCUGGCUCCAUUUUGGACGCCAAAGAUUUGAGGAGAUGAGAGGGCUCAAUGCCAGCAAUGAGGCCAUGGUUGACGAGCUUGUCGAAUCCCAUGCAUUGCGAACCCCGGAGUGCAUCGACGCCUUCAAGGCCGUCGACCGUGGCCACUUCUGGCCGGCCCAGGGUGGCGACUUGGCCUAUGCCGAUAUGCCCUUGCGUCAUGGCCGCCUACACCUUUCUGCACCUCACAUCUAUGGCAAGGCGCUGGAAUCCCUCAUGCCUCUCCAGCCUGGCAUGUCCUUCCUGAACAUCGGAUCGGGCACUGGAUACUUCAACUCCAUUGUGUCCGAAUUUACAGGACCCCACGCAGCCAACCACGGCGUGGAGAUCUGGCCCGAGACGGUGGCCCAUGCAAAAGAACGAGCAGCAGCGCUAGGUAAGACGACCAUUCAGUUCACCAUGGGCAAUAUCUACCAGCUCAAUGUGAACGAUACAAUGCGUUAUGAUCGGAUAUAUGUCGGCGCGUGCGCGAACUCAAGGUCGAAGUAUCUCUACAGGCUGCUCGAGGUUGGCGGCAUUCUUAUCGGACCCUUUCAGGUGGGACACAGCCAGCAGCUCCGCCGGGUGGUGCGCCAAACGGAAACGCACUUCUUUGUAGAGGUGCUUGGAUCUGUCCAAUUUGCGUGCCUCGUGGAGCCCAUGCAGUGCACAUCGCGAUCUAUGGCUUCAGGUGUUUUUGCCCCGCCGCCUCGCACCGGAACUCAAACAGAGGAGUUGCACAAUUCUGCUCAAAGUGGCACAACUACUCCUGCAACUGUGUCUUCCGGCGAUGCUACCGAUGGUGAGAAUCAUCAGCUCAUAGGCUUGCCGGGUGUACCCUUCACCUUCUCCCUGUUGGAGAGUCCUUGGACGCCGGAGCGGAGCUGGCUUUACCCGGCGUCCUUCAAGCAAGCUGUGGCAACCGGGCUGUUGUGCCAGCCGAAGCACAAAGGCAUCGUGGGACUGCCAGCUGAAUUGUGGAUCAAGCACAUCAUCCCAUGGUGCUCGAGGAGAUGGUUUGAGGGGCCAACUCCAUCUCGCAACGGAACUCCUGCAAUGCAGCCGGCAGCGCCGACAGAGACGCCGCCAUCUCUGGUCCUUUCAAAGAGCUGCAAGGAGGACGCGGAAGAGGGGUUGGAGGACUCCGCGUCGACAAGAGCACCAUCUUCCCAGAGCACGCCAGACAGCGGCCCUUCGCAUCCUCCUGUCGACAUGUGGUCGCUGUCGAACCCGGAGGCUGCUGACGAGUUUGGUGACGACGUGCUCAUUGAGGUCUGGAGCAAUGGGCAGCGACACCCAAUCGGUGUCGAGGGCGAUCCUGAUGAUGCUGACCAUGAAAGAGAUCAGCGUAUGGCAGUUCCCCUCCGGGUGUUGCAACUUCUCGCAGAGGAGGCUCGCACGCGCCAGCGCCGACGACAGCGAGAAUCCGAGGAGGAAGAGAUUGAGGAAGAGGAGGAUGAGGAGCCUGGCCAGACAGCUCAGGCGGAGGAGUCAACGUGGCGCAACGGCGACGAGGCCUGGACAUGGGGAGAUGACUUGGAGGAAAUGGAACUGGAACUGGAGGGCGAGCCUCCAGGCAUUGUGUGGCUGGAACAAAACAGCGACAUGCAGGAUGUUGAGGCGUUGGAGGACGUGCGCAUGUUCUGA